Neocloeon triangulifer is the source of this 2173-nucleotide messenger RNA. RefSeq names its product mediator of RNA polymerase II transcription subunit 15 (gene MED15). Gene Ontology annotation, molecular function: transcription coregulator activity. Bases 188 to 2041 code for a protein of 617 amino acids. Lineage: Eukaryota; Metazoa; Arthropoda; Insecta; Ephemeroptera; Baetidae. Gene Ontology annotation, biological process: regulation of transcription by RNA polymerase II. Gene Ontology annotation, cellular component: mediator complex. The record is from RefSeq and is a predicted model, not a curated record. The transcript has 14 exons.
CUUUAUUAAGCUUAGUGCUUAAGUUGAUGAGGACAUUUUGAUUUGAUAAAUCAAGAGAAAACCAUUGAGCCUGUUCUUUUGUUGACAUUACACAUUGCCUCUUACUUUUUCGUACUUUUAUUAAAAAUUUGUGUGGAGUUGAUAAACUUUUGUCAAAUUUUCGUCGCUUUUUUAUAGUCACGGGAGAAUGGCUGCAAACGAAGACAACUCGUGGAGAACUCCUGCUUUCCGGCAGAGCGUCGUUACCAAAAUUGAGGAAGCAAUCCGAAAUUCAGGAAUGCCGACCUCUAGGAAUAGCAUGGAGAUGGAGAGUCACGUUUUCCAAAAAGCAAAAAAUAAAGAGGAAUAUCUGGGGUUUGUUGCUCGACUGAUUCUACAUGUACGAGAAUUAAACGCAAAAAAAGGGACUGGUACUGGUGGUGCUCCCAUCCAGGGUGUUGGUCAAGGUAUUCCAGACCCAAUUAAUGCCCUGCAGACUCUCGCUCGGCAGGGAGCAAAUCCACACAUGGUGACCGGAAUGUCUGCUGGCCCUGGAACUCAAAUGCAGCAAAUGCAAGGUCAGGUUACUCAGCAAGGACAGCAAAUUGCCCCUGGCAUGAUGAUGGGCCAAAUGAUGGGCCAACAGGCCCAGCCGGGUGUGAUGCCAGGACAACCGCAACCGAACCUACAGCAGGGCCAGAUGAGCCCAGCAAUGCAACAGUUUGUUCCUCGACCUGGUGGCCAGCCAAUGCAGGGUAUGCCAAAUAGGAUGCCUCCAAGCAUGGGAAUACACAUUUCGCAGAUGGGUGGCUAUCAAGUGCAGUCCCAGUCUCCUCAGCAAAUUCCAAACCAAUUGGCUCAGCAGAUGGCUCAAUUACAGCAACAGCAAGCCCAGCACAGAAAACAAGCAGAAAUGGCUAUGGCAGUUGGACCGAGCAAUCAACCUCCCUUUGGACCUCGAGCUGCUACCCCUAACCAAGGAUUUCUUGGCCAAAGUCCCAACCCUUCUGCCAAUCAAGCCUCAGUUCCCUCACCGGCUGGAACAAUUGGUUCAAGCUUACAACCAGGGCAGUUAGCUGGUUCACCUGCCAUGGUUGCAUCACCAAGUCCACAAAUAGGAACCCCAAUGGGAGGCCCUCCAGGAAGUGUUGGACCAUCAAGACCAAUGAGUAUGGUGGCGUCACCUUCAAGUUCAUUAAACACCCCUGCAGUUGCCAACUUAAGUCCUUGCUCGUCGCAGGAAGAGCAAGUAUAUCGUGAAAAAGUGCGCCAGCUUAGCAAAUACAUUGAACCUCUGCGUAAAAUGAUAGCCAAGAUCGGGGAUGAAGAUGCUGAACGACAUAAGAAAAUGAAAAAUUUGCUAGAACUUCUGUCUAAUCCGACCAAAAGAAUGCCAUUGGAAACUCUACUCAAGUGUGAGAAAGUAUUAGAAAAGCUUGAUUUCAAAAGAGGAGAAGUUGGAGGUUCGGUGCCAACAGCUCCUCAUUUGGCAGCAUUGAGAGAGCAGCAUUUAUACAAUCCACUACUAGAAGCAGUUGGUACACAAUUAAACAGCCCUGUGAUCAAUCACACACUGCAAAGAACUUUUGAGCCUACAUUAGAAGCUCUUUUGGGCACAGAAAUUAAACUGAUGCCUCCACCACCAAAGCGGAGAGCACUGGAGCCGAUAGAUGAUAUUCCUGAGGUUUUACAGGGAGAAAUCGCACGUUUAGAUCAGAGAUUUAAAGUUAGCCAGAAUCCUAACCAACACCCUGGCUCUCAAGCAAUCCACCUCAUUUGCUGGCUGGAUGACAGAUUUUUACCCUGUGUUCCUCCCAUCUGCUUGACUGUCCCCGAGGACUAUCCUGCCAGUCCCCCUAAAUGCGAUUUAGCUGCAGAUGAAUAUGCCUCAACCCCUUUUUUGACUUCUGUGGAAAAAGCUCUUGCUGCAAGGAUUCACAAGCUGCCGGGAUUAUAUUCUGUAUCCCAAUUACUGGACACCUGGGAAAUGGCUGUUCGCCAAGCAUCAUCACCUGCGCAGAAUAACUCUAUUUCCAGCAUAACUGUCCUCGUGGGAAUGUAAAUUUUUAAUGAGCUAACAGGCUUAGAUUAUAAAAUUAAAUUAGUUUAGCAUUUAAUCAUUAUAUAUAUAAUUUAUAUCUUAUAUCAUGUGUCAGUGUUAUAAUGAAAAUAAAUAAUCUUGAAUCAUGGUUUA